GAGCACUUGACCUCACAGUUGCAGACUAAGAGAACAACGCCCUGUUCUACCUACCCGGUUUGGUACUCCGGGGAAGGUAAUUUGCUGGUUUCUUCUGAACACUCCAUGAACAACAGGACAAUAUAGUGGGUGUUGGACCAAGUGAGAAGUGCGUAUCGCAUUUCAACUGGAAGCUCCACUCAACAGCAGCAUAAAGUCAGCGGACGAACGGAGUCCAACGCCAGCCACGCACAACGCAGUAAACAAAUGAAAGGAUUUAAGGAACUUUAACUUCCAAACAAUAAAUCAUCCAACAGAAUAAUGGAGCGGAAGUCGCUUUAUAAUAGUUUGGAUUUGGAGUGUGAUGGAAGGUCAAGGAAGGGAGGAAUGUUCAGCAGUGUGUUUAAAAGAUCCUCAAAAUCUACAGAACUCUCAUCAACAUCUCUUCAGGAUAACUCAUCAGUUCACAGCAAUGACAGUCUGUCUAACAACAACAACAAAGAGAAAGGAGGCAUGCUUAAAGGGCUAUUUAAGAAGACUUCAGAGCCAUCUCGAGAUGAGACACAUACUCAGCCAACACUUACAGUGGAGGGUGAUGAAAUGUCAGUAGACAGUGAUCUCUCAGCCAGCAGUGACAGUCUUUCUGGAAACAACACAAAUGAGAAGCGAGGGGUGUUCGGUGGAAUGUUUAAAAAGUCCCCUAAGCCUUUGGGUAGAAGAUUUCACUCACAAGACGAUAUGGACAGCCUGCCUGCUCAAGGCGACGUCUUAGGCAGCAGUGACAGUCUCACAGAGAACACCUCAAAGGGUGGAGUUAUGCCCAAAAUCCGUUGGAAUCCUUUCAGCUCAUCAUCCAACGACCAGGAGAACAAUCCACUGACCAGCGAAAAGCAAUCAAGGACUAAACAGGAUUACUUGUCUGUACAAAAUGAUCUCUCAGCCAGCAGUGUCAGUCUUUCCGAAACUACCUCAAAGGAUGAAUUGCCAGUAGGCAGUGAUCUCUCUCCCAGCAGUGGCAGUCUCUCAGAGACGACCUCUAAGGGUGGAGUGAUGGGGAAGAUUUUUCGGAAUCCGUUCAGUUCUACCACUAGGGAUGAGGACAGAGCUGCUCUCACAACAGACUCCAGUCAGAGGCCCACUUCUACAGAGAAGCUUUCUAAAACCAAGCAGGAGAGUGACUCAGAGAAGAUGGAUGACUGUGAACAACAGUCAAGUUCUAAACAGAACAAGCUGGUUGGAGCCAUGACAAAGCUGAAUCUGUUUCACUAUGCUGCUCCCAAACAAGACAAUGAAACUAGAACAGACAGUGAAGAACCACCUGCCAGCUCUGAGAAACCAUCAAGCCAUAAACAGAAUGUUGUGGUUGGAGCCAUGUCCAAACUGAAUCCAUUCCGCUCUGCGCCUAAAAAGGACGCUGAGGUAGCUGAGCUACCCAGACACCACGACAAGCAGCUGGAGGGGAAGGAGAAAAAUACAAAAACGGUCGAAAGCAGAAAUCUGAUCCAGCAAGGGCAGAAGGAGAGGAGCACAGAGCCUGAGAUUCCCCCCCGACCCACGGAGGAGCAGCUGAAGGGUACUGCCACCCGGGACAAACUGAGGAGGAGAGAGGCAGAGGACAGUCAGGCUAGCAGGAAUAUGAUCCCCAGAGAGAGAGCAGGGAUGAUGACUGAGAGUCCUGAAGUUCCUCCUAGACCCACUGAAGAGGAGCUUAACAGAUCUGUAAAAGGUGGUUGGCAAAAGCAUAAGAAGGCCAAUCAGGACCAAUCUGAUGAUGAAGUCCUUAAAGAGGGACAAUCUGUUUCCACCAGAGAACAGAAUGAGGAAGAGAAGGAUAGAGAAGAAGAGGAGGUUAACCCGUCUGAGAGCAAAAAGGUGAAACAGAAAAAACCCAAGAGGCAUAAUCCAUUCAUGCCACGUGGCGCGGCUAAGGCUAAAACCAUGCAGAAGAAUACAGAGGGACAGCAGGGAGCAACAGGCAGCAACUCUGCAGAGAAUGUAGAUGGCACGAAAUCCUUAUUUGACAAACUGGAGGAGUUCCGUGUAGACCGAAAUGAAAAUGAGUCAGAUCAAGAUGUGGAAAACCUUAUGGAGUGGUGGAACACAGUGGAGCAAUGGGAGGACAUGGCUCAAGAAGAGGACUUGACUGAAAAAGAAGAGGCCAAGGCGUUUGCAUUGACUGCAGAAAAGGUGCAGAAAGGCAUCCGGGUCUUCAACAAGCUUUUCUCAGAGCGGGCUGAGAGCCUGUGGCAGCACGUCAUUGACCUGAACAGCAUCGCUGACGGCCUGGACCUCUUCAACAAGAAGACCAAGAUCGCCCAGAUCACUGGCGGCUCCACCAGCGCCAUCGGGGGGGUGGCCACCAUUGCAGGCCUCGCGCUGGCCCCUUUCACCAUGGGAACCUCCUUGAUUGUAACGGCUGUGGGUCUAGGUGUUGCUACGGCAGGUGGGCUCACCUCCGCCGGUGCCGGCAUUUCCAACCAAGUCAACAACUCCUUGGACCGCAAGAAAGUGGAGCACAUCGUAGGAGACUACCAGGAAAAGAUGGCCGACAUCAACAAGUGCAUGAAGUUCAUCAAGCAGGGGAUUGAGAACUUGCGCAAGUUUGACGUGCUCAAGAUUAAAAACCAUGGAUAUAACCGAGACUUCCCGAGCCUCAACAACAUCUAUGAGGACGGGGCCAUGGCAGGCAAGGCCAUCCUCAUCAAUGCUAAUGAGAUUAUGCGGGUGGUGCAGAUUGCCAAUGUGGCGGGUAGUACGGCAGCCAGAGCUGUCCAGAUUGCCAGCAUGGCCACAGGGGUGCUGACUGGUCUGUUUGUGGGCAUGGACAUCUAUUUUGUGGCAAAGGACUCCAAAGAGCUGAAGAAGGGCGCCAAGUCUGAAUUUGCAGCUAAGAUUAGGGAGGUAGCUCUCCAGCUUCAUGAAGGAUUGGUGGAACUCAAUGGCAUUCGUGAUGAGCUCCAGUCAGCCAACACGCCCGACAAUGACAAAGAAGGUGCUGACUCACUUGCUACUGAGAAAGCUAAAACUUUUGACUACUCUGAUGACAAUGAUGAUGAGUUAUGUAAGAAAAAAAAUGAAAUGGCCGAUGAAGGCAAUCCCUCAUAUAACAGCAAAACCUAAAUGUGUCCGGUCUCUUUUAGUGAGAACAAUGUACUGUCCAAUCCAUGUUAUGUUCAAAACAUGAAGGCCAGUACAAGGCACUGUCUUUCACUACACUCACUCUCUAAAAAAUCAGAAUAACCAUCCGAAACUGCUACUCUUAUAAAAUCACUCUUUAAAGAGCGUAUCUUAUGAUUUUUACAUUUUGAUUGAUUUUUAGACUCAGACAUUAGUUAGUUGGUUUGUGAGACAACUUGGGUUUCUUAGGUUGGAUUUUAGUUCAUAUUGAAACUUUCACACUUAUUUAACAGCAUAAACAAGACUUAAGAGUAGAACUUUUACUAUUUAUUCUGAAUGUUUAUGAUGCUUCUGUUACAGAACUUUCAGGUGUGCUAUGUACAACUCAGGAGAGAUCACUGCAAAAUUAUCUUUUUAAUGGUUUUACUAUUUAUAGGUAUGUGUAAAAGGUAUGGGUUUUAUUUUAUAAACAAAGUUUAUAAAUUUUUUCCAGAGCUGCAGUUUUGUCUCAUUUUCCUUGAGGUUGGUACCAGUGAUCACAUUGAAGGGGGCUGGGGGGCUAAGUGAAGAGAUUCCUAUAACAGAGGGGUGGUACUUAUCCUGGGUGUUACUAAUGCUGGAAUCUGCUCUCAGCUUGAUGCUGAGGAUAUUGGUGUUGUAAACUGAUUUCAUAUUUUGACUAUUUAUAUAAUAAAAAUGUAAGUGGUAUUUCAAACAUUA
Molecule: messenger RNA, 3816 nt
Organism: Osmerus eperlanus (European smelt)
Lineage: Eukaryota; Metazoa; Chordata; Actinopteri; Osmeriformes; Osmeridae
Gene: apol1
Product: apolipoprotein L, 1
Exons: 29
Coding region: 301-3099 (932 amino acids)
Biological process (GO): lipid transport; lipoprotein metabolic process
Cellular component (GO): membrane; extracellular region
Molecular function (GO): lipid binding
Source: RefSeq, a predicted model, not a curated record